Molecule: messenger RNA, 732 nt
Organism: Dama dama (fallow deer)
Lineage: Eukaryota; Metazoa; Chordata; Mammalia; Artiodactyla; Cervidae
Gene: UBE2L3
Product: ubiquitin conjugating enzyme E2 L3
Exons: 4
Coding region: 65-529 (154 amino acids)
Source: RefSeq, a predicted model, not a curated record
GUGCGGGGGCUCCGGCGCCGGCCGCCGCGAUGCAUUCUGGGCCAGCAGCAGCACCAGAGCCAAGAUGGCGGCCAGCAGGAGGCUGAUGAAGGAGCUUGAAGAGAUCCGCAAGUGUGGGAUGAAAAACUUCCGUAACAUCCAGGUCGAUGAAGCUAAUUUGCUGACUUGGCAAGGGCUCAUUGUUCCCGACAACCCUCCCUAUGAUAAAGGGGCCUUCAGAAUUGAAAUCAACUUUCCAGCAGAGUACCCCUUCAAACCACCGAAGAUCACAUUCAAAACAAAGAUCUACCACCCGAACAUCGACGAGAAGGGGCAGGUGUGUCUGCCGGUAAUUAGCGCUGAAAACUGGAAGCCAGCAACCAAAACCGACCAAGUCAUCCAGUCCCUCAUAGCACUGGUGAACGACCCCCAGCCCGAGCACCCACUCCGGGCUGACCUAGCUGAAGAGUACUCUAAGGACCGUAAAAAAUUCUGUAAGAACGCUGAAGAAUUUACAAAGAAAUAUGGGGAAAAGCGACCUGUGGACUAAACUCUGCCGCGAUGGAUUCCAGCAAGCGUGAGCAGAGACCCCGAGCAGUGCAUUGAGAUCCCGCAAAGCAGGACUCUGUGGAAAAUCGACGCGUGCCACCGCCUGGCGUCUGCUUGUGGCAGUUACUAACUUUCUACAGUUUUCUUAAUCAGAAGUGGUCUAGGUAACCUGUAAAGAAAGGAUUAAAAAUUUAAGAUGUUCUA